UUUUCAAAUUGUAUAACAGGACACAUAUCUUCAGGUUUUAAAGGUUACAUAGUAGUUAUUUUGCAUUGCUCAUCUAUUCUGCUUUAACUUGUUUCUACAAUUAAUUUUACAUGUUUUCUCAAGUGGGUAAUGACUCAAAUUAUUUGAUGAGAAACCAAGAAAAAAAACUCUAAGUGCAGAUUCGAAUCACUACUUGAUGGCCCGUAAGGUGGAAGCAAAAGGGGGAAAGGGAGGGAAUCAAUGGGAUGAUGGAGCCGAUUAUGAAAACGUAACAAAGAUACAUGUACGAGUAGGAAUUCAAUUCAUCAAGUUUGAGUAUAUCAAGGCCGGAAAAACAACUGUUGGACCAAUCCAUGGUGUCUCGGGUAAAGGUUUCACACAAACGUUUGAGUUGAACCAUCUCAACCAGGAACAUCUGAUGUCUGCUAAGGGUUGCUACGAUAACACAUCCGGUAUUAUUCAAGCACUUCAAUUCGAAACCAACCUGAGGAGUUCUGAAGUAAUGGGAUAUGAUGAGAAUGGCACUAAGUUUAUACUUGAAGUCGGUGGGAACAAAAUCAUUGGGUUCCAUGGAUCUGUUGAGACAAACCUAAAAUCUCUUGGAGCUUAUUUCACAACACUUGCUCGUAUUAAACUAGGAUGCCCAGGUGGUUCUGGAGGCAACCCAUGGGACCAUGGUAUAUACACUGGUGUAAGAAAGGUGUAUAUAUGUUACAUAUAAUCCCCCUCGGAUAGCUCCUAUCAUGGUCGAUUAUGACAAAGAUGGC
Messenger RNA from Thlaspi arvense, 767 nucleotides. Lineage: Eukaryota; Viridiplantae; Streptophyta; Magnoliopsida; Brassicales; Brassicaceae. The record is from the annotation of a GenBank genome assembly.